This is a messenger RNA of Mauremys mutica (yellowpond turtle), 1737 nucleotides long. It is a transcript of the gene LMOD2, whose product is annotated as leiomodin 2. The coding region runs from base 1 to 1671 and encodes 556 amino acids. Gene Ontology annotation, cellular component: striated muscle thin filament; myofibril. Gene Ontology annotation, biological process: myofibril assembly; pointed-end actin filament capping; muscle contraction. Lineage: Eukaryota; Metazoa; Chordata; Testudines; Geoemydidae. The record is from RefSeq and is a predicted model, not a curated record. The transcript is spliced from 3 exons. Gene Ontology annotation, molecular function: tropomyosin binding.
AUGUCUACCUUUGGCUACAGAAGAGAGCUUAGUAAAUACGAAUCCAUUGAUGAAGAUGAACUCCUUGCUUCUCUAACUGACGAGGAGCUAAAGGAGCUGGAGAGGGAGCUCGAAGAUAUUGAGCCCGACCGUAACCUUCCAGUGGGGCAAAGACAAAAGAAUCUAACAGAGAAAACUCCUACAGGAACUUUCAGCAGGGAAGCGUUGAUGGCCUAUUGGGAAAAAGAGACCAGAAAACUCCUAGAAAAAGAAAGGUUGGGGGCAUGCGAAAAGGAUUCACAGCAAGAAGAUGAUAAUUCGGAAGACACUGAGGAAGAAUAUUUCACAGGAACUAACAGUGAAAUUUCCGAGGAGGCAUACACUGAAGAGGAGGAGGAGGAGGAAGAAGAAAAAGAGGAAGCAGAAGGAAAAGAAGAAGAAGAAGAAGGAGAAGAAAGUGAUGAAGAUGACUCAGAACAAAAGGAAAAUGCUGCCGUUUGUGAAAGGACUGUGACUUGUGAAAGUGACAGGAGUUCUGACCACUCGAAACGCAAGAAAUGCAACAUCCAGAAGGAAAAUGAAAAUGUCAUCAAUGGCGAUGGUGGCAAAGACACAGAAGACAUGAGCUUUAAAACGGGUGCCAUCCACCCUUGUGGAAACCCAACAGUUAUUGAGGAUGCUUUGGAAAAAGUUAGGAACAAUGACCCUGACACCACUGAAGUCAACUUAAAUAACAUUGAAAACAUCACCAUACAGAUGCUUACACAUUUUGCGCAAGCUCUCAAGAACAACACAGUGGUUAAGAUGUUCAAUCUAGCCAAUACUCGUGCUGAUGAUAGUGCGGCAAUUGCUAUUGCUGGGAUGUUAAAAGUGAAUCAGUAUAUAAUGAGUCUGAACAUUGAUUCAAAUUUUAUCACAGGCAAAGGGAUAUUGGCCAUUAUGAGAGCUUUGCAGCAUAACAAGGUUUUAACAGAACUACGAUUCCACAACCAACGGCAUAUCAUGGGCAGUCAGGUUGAAAUGGACAUAGCUAAACUGUUGAAAGACAAUACCACGCUGGUGAAGCUAGGGUACCACUUUGAGCUUGCUGGACCAAGAAUGAGCAUGACAAGUAUCCUCACAAGAAACAUGGAUAAAAAAAGGCAAAAACGUAUGCAGGAGCAAAAACAGCAAGAGUCUGGUUGUGAUGGAGCAAUCAAUCCAAAGACCAAAGCCUUGCAGAAAGGAACUCCUGGGUCCUCACCUUACGCAUCGCCUAAGAGCUCACCUUGGUCCUCUCCAAAACUCCCUAAGAAAGCUCAGCCUGUCAAAAUUCAGCCUCCAGCUCCGCCUUCACCUCCUCCUCCCCCUCCCCCACCACCUCCACCACCUCCCCCCAUUGUUCCAGAGAAAAAGGCGCCAACAAGGAAUAUAGCUGAAGUCAUCAAACAACAGGAGAGCUCCAAGAAUGCCUUACAAAAUGGACACAAAAAGAAAAAAAGCAAAAAAACCAAAAAGCAUGAGAAUAGCAUAUUGAAAGAAAUUAAAAAUUCCUUAAGAUCAGUCUCAGACAAGAAACCAGAAGAAGGAUCGCGACCCUCUACCCGACCCUCCACCCCACAAAUGUCUCUUCAUGAUAGCCUUAUGGAAGCAAUUCGGGGAAGCAGCAUAAAACAGUUAAAACAGGUGGAAGUUCCAGAAGCUCUUCGAUGAAAGCAUGGAAUAUAGAAGAACCAAAGCUCUACAGUGGUGAAGAGAAGGUUACUGAGUUGUUCAAUG